UCACGGAGCCCCCGCCAACGCACCUCGCUCCUUGGCACUCUACAGCGCUGUUUACGAGUUCGGCUUUUUUUUUUUUUUUCUUUUGGUUCCAGGGCAGAACUGCUCAGAUUUAACAACCAGGAGACUGGAAGAGGGAGGUGGCAAACAGGAGACCAUACUUUGGGGUGGGGAGGGAUGAGAGUUAAAAGUGUGGCAUUUGAAGGGUGGAGAAAGCAUGGAACUACUGUUUUGCACCAAAUCCUUGUGAAUUCUUAACCUUCCUCUCAUUGCCCAAUAGGAUGCCGAUUUGGGGUAUGCUGGGAGGGGUGUUGAGAUGGAGUAAAUCUCCCAGGAAGGAUUUUGUGGGGGCUGGGCAGGGACCCCAGUUUUUUUCAGGCUCAGGGAGGCCCUUUGCACUUUGCUGGCAGUAUGUUUUUGCAUUUCAGUUUGGAUCAAUAAUUUUGGUCUCUAGGAUCUGGGUGGGCUUCAUGCCUGCUCCACACACUUCAUGAAAGUCGUUUAGACCUGGGUGUCUAAACCAGGGAAGGAAAGAGGUGCUCUGAGGGGAGGGCCGCAUGGUAUGUUUGUGCAUUUUGGCGGCUUCAGUGUCCUGGUGCUGCGUUGGCAGGCUCGGGUGUUUGUCUGGUAGCUGAGCUGCUGGCUUGCAAAUGUGAAGUGCUGGGUGUUGUGUGUCCGCUUUGUGACUCGCGCGUCCACUCCCACAGGGUGGCUGAAGUCAGUGCGCCCUUAUGCUGCCUGUGCCAGGACCCAGCUGUGGUAAAGGAGCCCACUGAUGCUAUGCCUGCUUCAGCGCCCUGUGUGUCCAUGUGUGAGAGUGUGUGUGUCUCCAAGGGGGUAUGUGGCAGAUUGUGAGUUUGGGCUUCUCAGCCCUGGGCCUCGCAGCUGGGAGCGUUUACAGCCGGUUAUAAAGAGUUUGUUUGAAGCUCCGCUCAGCCUGGCCAGGAAUUUCCUCAAUUUCAGCAAUUUGGGCUUUAAAAGGAAAAAAACCCAGAGCCCAUCCCCUCCUCCCCAGCAGGGGCCCCAGCCUAACCCAGGAGCAGCAUCUUGAUGGUGGGGGCUCCACUCGCCACGAAGGGGAUCUGUACCCAGUCGGCCCACUUCACUCUCCCUUGCCCUUCACCCACUGGGCUGUACUUCAGGGUUCAGAGGAUGGAGGUGUGCCAGAGGGAUGCGGAGAAGAAGUGACAGUGCCACACAGAUGGGAAAAGCUGCCCCGGGCCUGUCUCCCUUCAGCCCCUAGUCUUAGAAUUGGCUGGCACUGCUCCAUGCCAGUCUGACCACACCCAGGCCCUUUCACAAGAGAGGAAAUGAGGCAGCGCUCUGUGGGCUGGGAGCAGUCAGCACCACCCCACACAGUGGCCUGUGGCAGCACUGCUGCCCUCAGAGGACAGCGAGAGGAGCCCUGAAAGGCAUUCCAGCCCAUCCCACAUCUCUCAGCCCCAGGCCCUCCUGGAGUCUCCUGUCCCCCACCCCACCCCCGACCCAUCUGAAUAGACUCCAGGCACCCUCUUUCCUCCCUCCUCUCUCUCCUUUUCUUUGGGGACUCUCCCUCUAGCAGGAUUCUUAUGUUAAUUGAGUGCCUGUGUGUUGGGGGGCGGAUGGGCUUCCCUCCUGCGGGGUGGGUAGAGAGGACCCAGACCAGCAUCCUGGGCAUUCCUUUUGCCCUCCUGGGCCAUGGGGUGGACUUCUGACCAGGUGGGCUGCCGCAGGUUAGAAGAAGGAAGGUGCUCAUGAGCGGUGGAGACACAGAGCACUAGCUCUGAGGAGAUGGUGCCCAGCUCACCCUCACCCCCUCCACCUCCUCGGGUCUACAAGCCAUGCUUCGUGUGCAAUGACAAGUCCUCUGGCUACCACUAUGGGGUCAGCUCUUGUGAAGGCUGCAAGGGCUUCUUCCGACGCAGCAUACAGAAGAACAUGGUGUACACAUGUCACCGAGACAAAAACUGUAUCAUCAAUAAGGUGACCCGGAAUCGCUGCCAGUACUGUCGGCUACAGAAGUGCUUUGAAGUGGGCAUGUCCAAGGAAGCUGUGCGGAAUGACCGGAACAAGAAAAAGAAAGAGGUGAAGGAAGAAGGGUCACCUGACAGCUAUGAGCUGAGCCCCCAGUUAGAAGAGCUCAUCACCAAGGUCAGCAAAGCCCAUCAGGAGACCUUCCCCUCGCUCUGCCAGCUGGGCAAAUACACCACGAACUCCAGUGCGGACCACCGGGUGCAGUUGGAUCUGGGGCUGUGGGACAAGUUCAGUGAACUGGCCACCAAGUGCAUCAUCAAGAUUGUGGAAUUUGCCAAGCGGCUACCCGGCUUUACAGGGCUCAGCAUUGCUGACCAAAUCACUCUGCUCAAGGCUGCCUGCCUGGACAUCCUGAUGCUUCGGAUCUGCACCAGGUACACCCCAGAGCAGGACACCAUGACCUUCUCCGAUGGGCUGACCCUGAACCGGACUCAGAUGCACAAUGCUGGUUUUGGACCCCUCACAGACCUUGUCUUUGCCUUUGCUGGGCAGCUCCUGCCGCUGGAGAUGGAUGACACUGAGACGGGGCUGCUCAGUGCCAUCUGCCUCAUCUGUGGAGACCGCAUGGAUCUGGAGGAACCUGAAAAAGUGGACAAACUACAGGAGCCACUGCUAGAAGCCCUGAGGCUAUAUGCCCGGCGGCGGCGGCCCAGCCAGCCUUACAUGUUCCCGAGGAUGCUCAUGAAGAUCACCGACCUCCGGGGCAUCAGCACCAAGGGAGCAGAAAGGGCCAUCACCCUGAAAAUGGAGAUUCCAGGCCCGAUGCCUCCCCUGAUUCGAGAGAUGCUGGAGAAUCCUGAAAUGUUUGAAGAUGACUCACUGCAGACUGGUCCCCACCCUAAGGCCUCUAGCAAGGAUGAUGUUCCAGGGGGCCAGGGCAAAGGGGGCCGUAACCCCCAGCCCGACCAGGGCCCCUGACUUCCCCACCAUGGGGGUUGGGGCUCCAGGCAGCAAACUGACCAUCUCCCAGACACUGCCAGUGGUGACUGAGAAGGACCUGCUCUGCCCAACCCUUCCAAUGAGCUCCUUGUUUUUGCCAAAGUUUCCAGGGGUGCCUCUGUGUUCAUCCCCUUCCUGCUCUAACUGGUUGGUUCCCUUUCCAGUCUUGGGGGUCUGCCUUACUCCCUCUAGGAGAGAGGACAGAGGGGCGAGCCUGGGUUUGGACUUUAAAAUCUCAGCACUGCCCCUCAGACUCCAGGGUCCCAGGCUCCCCAGGGCAGGAGGAAGACCCUGCCAUUCCACAGCCCCUUCCUCAACCAGGUGCUUAGGCUUCUGGAAGCAAACAGGAACACUAGAGACCAAAAGGAGGGUACAGUGGGAGGGCUGAGCCCACCCUCUAGCCCCUGCCCUUGAUGCCUAAUGCUGCGUAGUGCACCUGCCUGGUGCAUGCUACCCUCUGUGCCCCAUCCUGUACAGGUCAGGGUGGGGGCAGGCUGGGCCCUGCAUUUCUGUGGGGGACCAGAGGGUGAAAGCCACAGAUGCAGGCCCAUUCUGCACCUCUUUGCUUGGGCCCCAGAGUUUACCUUGUGUUUACUUUGUGCCCUCCAUUAUAAAGUCCUUCCCAACCCUGUCACGUGCCUUGGGCUUCCCCUGCCCCCCAUCUCAGCCACAGGGCAGGGACCCUCCUACACUACAGAGGGACCAGGGGACCCCUCUCCCCCUAGUGCCUUUUCCCCUGACCCACCAGAGCAGCUUGGCCCAGGGAGAGUGGGGGUGGGGUGCUGCUUAGCUGAUCCUGCCCUGACCCAGAGGAAGCCUCUAUUUAUUUAUUAGCUUUUGUUUACACCCUGGAAUUGACCCCUUCCUCUAGGGGUCUUGGGAGGGGAAGCCCAGGGCCCCUGUGACCCCUCCUUUGUUCCUCCAAUUCCCAGUUUGUAUUUAGCUGCCAAAUAAGAUUCCCACUGGCUCCCCUUUUUCUCUGGGGGGUCAGGGUGCUGUCCCCUCCCCUCUGUUUACAUCUCCCCUCCACCCCCGCUGUAUCGCAUAUUGCUGAGUUUUCUAUUUUUGCAAAAUAAAGU
Molecule: messenger RNA, 4028 nt
Organism: Artibeus jamaicensis (Jamaican fruit-eating bat)
Lineage: Eukaryota; Metazoa; Chordata; Mammalia; Chiroptera; Phyllostomidae
Gene: RARG
Product: retinoic acid receptor gamma
Exons: 8
Coding region: 1768-2928 (386 amino acids)
Biological process (GO): cellular response to corticotropin-releasing hormone stimulus; regulation of transcription by RNA polymerase II; retinoic acid receptor signaling pathway
Cellular component (GO): nucleus; transcription regulator complex
Molecular function (GO): nuclear glucocorticoid receptor binding; RNA polymerase II cis-regulatory region sequence-specific DNA binding; zinc ion binding
Source: RefSeq, a predicted model, not a curated record